Molecule: messenger RNA, 1140 nt
Organism: Racocetra persica
Lineage: Eukaryota; Fungi; Glomeromycota; Glomeromycetes; Diversisporales; Gigasporaceae
Source: the annotation of a GenBank genome assembly
AUGUUCAUACGAACAAGUAAGAAUCUCAAAGCAUUAGUGAUUCCUGAUGAUAAUGAACUUGCAUUGUUUCCGCCAACAGCAAUGUUUGCAAAUUAUAAACCUGGAUUAUCUCAAUUAGUUAGAUUGGAAUGUAGUAUUUAUGCACAAAGUAAUAUUAGCGUUUCAAUCACAGAAUUUUUAAAGGCUAUAUCUACGAUAUGCACCAAUAUUAGAAAAAUUUAUUUAUCAUUCAUAUCCAGUAAUCCGAGUGAAGAAUUAAUUACAUCUUAUUCAAACAUAAUCAAAACUCAAAAGAAAUUAAGAAUUCUUCGUUUUAGUCAAGUGUUGGGAAACACAGGAAAAUUAAUUACGGCCUUAGAGCAAAAACUUUUCUUAGAACAUCUUGAAUUCUCCAAUGUAGAUUUUUCAACUAUAUCACCUUCGGAUAUAAAAGUACUCGCACAGUGUAAAAAUUUGAGAACGUUAAGAUUUAUAAAUUGUAGAGGGAUGACAUUGGAACAUUGUACUUCAUUAUUAAAUUAUCCAUUAGAAAAUUUGAGAGAACUUAAACUUUUAAGUGGAAGUUUUGAUUCAAAUAUUGUAAACUUUUUGGUUGAGACGUGGGGUUCAACUUUAGAAAAAUUGCAUUUGGAUCGGAUUCAAACACAAGUACUAUCAAAUAUAUUCAUAAAUCAUUGUUCAAACCUUAAAUAUUUGCGCGUUAACGUCAAAGAUGGAGAUGAAUUUUUGUUACCAUUUCUUAGUCAAUCUUCUCUCCUAUAUUUGACUAUGAUAUCAUAUUAUACUACAAGUUUUUCAUACGAAUUGGGUCGAAAUUUACCAACCAGUUUAAAAUGUUUAGAAUUAAAAAAGUUUUAUUUAGCUCCAGAAAGUUUUGACAAAUUUUUGAAAAAUUGCAAACAUUUGGUUAAAUUAGAAAAGCUUAUCAUCGGAACUUCUUCACCAUUGGUGGAUCACUAUACAAGUCUUAGAGAAUUCAUUAAAUCUUGUAAAAAUUUAAAAAUAAUUACAUUUUAUUAUAGAGAUUUCUUUAUAAAUGAUUCGGUGGAGGAAAGGAUUAAAGCCGUUGUUAAAGAAAUUACAAAUCUUGGUGUUGCCUGUAUGUAUUAUGGUUAUGAAGAUAGGUCUGAUGAUUAUUGA